GCCCAGAAGUAUCGUAUGGAGAUGUUGUAUGAGGGACCUCAUGAUGACGCCUGCGCUGUUGGCAUUAAGAACUGUGAUCCCUCAGCUCCUCUGAUGAUGUACAUUAGUAAGAUGGUCCCCACCACAGACAAGGGUCGGUUCUAUGCUUUUGGUCGUGUGUUCAGUGGUACAGUGGCUACUGGUCUAAAGGCUCGUAUCAUGGGACCUAACUUUGUCCCUGGGAAGAAGGAGGAUCUCUACGUUAAGCCAAUCCAGAGGUACAGUAACUGUAUGUACAAAUCUUCUGAUGUGAUGAAGUUCAGUGUUAGCCCUGUGGUACGUGUUGCAGUUGAGGCCAAGAACCCGUCGGACCUUCCCAAACUUGUUGAAGGACUCAAACGUCUAGCAAAGUCCGACCCUAUGGUCCAAUGUAUGAUUGAGGAGAGUGGUGAGCACAUCAUUGCUGGAGCUGGUGAGCUUCAUUUAGAAAUAUGUCUGAAAGAUUUGGAAGAGGAUCACGCUUGCAUACCACUGAAGAAAUCUGAUCCUGUUGUGUCGUAUCGUGAGACGGUUUCAGCCGAGAGUUCAAUAAUGUGUCUAUCAAAAUCGCCUAACAAGCACAACAGGUUGUUCAUGAAGUGCUGUCCAUUCCCUGAUGGACUGGCUGAAGAUAUUGACAAGGGUGAUGUUAAUAAUAAACAGGAUCCUAAAGCUCGGGCUCGGUACUUGUGUGAGAAGUAUGAAUGGGAUGCGACUGAGUCCAGGAAGGUUUGGUGCUUUGGCCCUGAGACGACUGGCCCUAAUAUGCUCAUUGAUGUCACUAAAGGAGUGCAGUACUUGAAUGAGAUUAAGGACAGUGUUGUAGCUGGAUUCCAAUGGGCUACUAAAGAGGGUGUAUUGUGUGAAGAGAACAUGAGAGGUGUUAGGUUCAACAUUCAUGACGUGACCCUCCAUACUGAUGCCAUCCAUCGUGGAGGUGGUCAGAUCAUUCCCACGGCUCGUCGUGUGCUCUAUGCCUGUGUACUCACUGCUGAGCCACGCCUACUGGAACCAGUCUAUCUAGUUGAAAUACAGUGUCCUGAAGUUGCUGUUGGUGGUAUUUAUGGUGUGUUGAACAGGAGGCGUGGUCACGUGUUUGAGGAGUCUGUACCUGUAACAUGUAUGUAUUCAAGCACACAAACUCCCAAAGCCUUUAUUGUUAUAUUUUAUUUUACUUUUCUCUCUUUGACAUUAAAUCUACAGUACUUGCACAGAAUUUACUUAUCUCUCUUCCCCCCCCCCUCUCUCUCUCCAGGAUUCACAGCUGACCUAAGGUCCAACACUGGUGGUCAGGCCUUCCCUCAGUGUGUGUUUGAUCAUUGGCAGAUCCUCCCUGGUGACCCUCAUGAUCCCACCACUAAACCUGGUAUUGUUGUGACUGAGACAAGGAAGAGAAAGGCUCUCUCUGAGGGUAUCCCUGGCCUUGAUAAAUAUUUUGACAAAUUGUAAAGCGAAUGACGGAAAUAAAUUUUGACAGGAUGGUUUAAA
Molecule: messenger RNA, 1506 nt
Organism: Amphimedon queenslandica
Lineage: Eukaryota; Metazoa; Porifera; Demospongiae; Haplosclerida; Niphatidae
Product: elongation factor 2-like
Exons: 9
Biological process (GO): translational elongation
Cellular component (GO): cytosol; ribonucleoprotein complex
Molecular function (GO): ribosome binding; GTPase activity; translation elongation factor activity
Source: RefSeq, a predicted model, not a curated record